Messenger RNA from Melitaea cinxia (Glanville fritillary), 942 nucleotides. Its product is annotated as RNA-binding protein 48. The record is from RefSeq and is a predicted model, not a curated record. Gene Ontology annotation, cellular component: nucleoplasm. The coding region runs from base 72 to 935 and encodes 287 amino acids. Gene Ontology annotation, molecular function: nucleic acid binding. Lineage: Eukaryota; Metazoa; Arthropoda; Insecta; Lepidoptera; Nymphalidae. The transcript is spliced from 2 exons.
GAUAUUUUGUGUCAAAUUGACAAAAUAAAAAGUAUACAACGAAAUUUGAUUUAUAAAUUUAUAAAUAACAAAUGGAAGAAAAUAAGGAAAGUGAUAAAGUGCUGUUACCACAUCAUAAACAACAGUCUCUGUGUACUACGCGCCUACCGUACAGGCAGGGUAGAAAGUUAACUGCUGUUAAGGUAUAUUCAGUAACAAAGGAAUCAAACCAUCUCCUCAUAUUUGGUGUACCGUCCUUAAACCUCCGACAAGAAACAAAAGCCUUAUUCGUGAAAUUCGGCAAACUGUUACAAUUCAACAUAUCAACACAACACGCCGCCGAACCAUUCACAGAAACAUACCACGCACAAUACGAUAAACCUCAGCAAUCAAGAUUAGCCAAGAAAAUGCUCGACACAAAAAACUUUUACGGGGGCAUCUUACACGUAUGCUAUGCACCCGAACUGGAAACUAUUGACGAAACUCGGCAAAAACUUAUCCAAAGACAGCGUGACGUGGUCUACAGGCUGAAAAACUUGCAGAAGGAAGUUAAAACUGUUCCCAAUGUACCGGAACCGUCUAACUCGAGUAACGCUACCUGUUAUGCACCUAAAAAGUUAGACAUGGGUCAAGUAAAUACGAUAAGCAUAGGAAAACAGAUAAGGGAGGUAGUUUAUAAGAAAAAGGAGAAUAAUAAAAGAUUUAAGCGAGAUAAUGAUGAAAAAUGUGUUAUUAAUAAAAAUAUAGUGAAUACUGUAGUCGAAAAUCCUAGUAUAAGUUACAAUUUUACAGAUAACAAAGAGAUUGAAGUCGUUGAUUGUACGAAUAUUGAUUCAGAAGUAGUUACAAAUAUUAAUGAGAGUUUAAAUUACAAUAAAUUUGGUAAUGAACUAAUUAGGAAAGUUCCAGAGAAACCUUUAAAUAAAAUACAGUUUCAUAUAAAUAAAAAAUCUUAGCAUAUUA